Messenger RNA from Hymenoscyphus albidus, 982 nucleotides. The record is from the annotation of a GenBank genome assembly. Lineage: Eukaryota; Fungi; Ascomycota; Leotiomycetes; Helotiales; Helotiaceae.
AUGGCAUCUGAAUUGACUGAACAGCCUGUUUGCGCCUCUUGCAACUCCCGAGAAACCUCAAGCAAGCUCCUUCGCUGCCAAAAAUGCAAGAAGGUCGCGUAUUGCAGUGAGUUCUUUCACCCAUCUUAAGUUUGUAUGUGCUAAAGUCAAUGUAGAUAAGACAUGUCAGUUGUCAGAUUGGCCCUCCCAUAAACCUUCAUGCAAAGCCCCUAAUUACAUCCUCAAAAUCCACCUCUGCCCAUCCGACAUUACCUCUCCUCCCGUGUUCCGCACUUUAUCCUGUCCCGCCGCUGCGACAUUCAAGAACCUUCACUACGCAAUCCAGAUUGCUUUCGGUUGGGCCAAUAUACACACCUAUGAUUUCAAAAUCCAAGACCCCAACGCCGAACCCGAGGCAGAACUCAGCCUGAUGGAGUUCGUCCGACGUAAGACUCAACAACUGGUCGUCACUAAUAAGCACAGAGCAGCACUCGAGGAGCUACCACGCCAGAACUUCCUCCGCAUCAUCCAGGAUACACCCCGAGGUCAUGGCUUUGGCGUGUUGGGCGGCCCAGUAGAUAUGAUGCACAACCAGGAUCGAAUGCACAGCCAAACGCCCGAGGUUCUCAGUUCAUCAAUCAGGCUAUGCCAAGUCUUUGAGAAUAAGGAAUACGGAGCUGGCGAGAUCCAAGUCGAGUACGAAUAUGAUUUCGGCGACGGCUGGAAGCAUGAGAUCCGGAUUAUUGGCCGACGAGAUGUGGGACCUUUUCAAGUCCUAGACGGUGAGGCUCAUGGAGUUGCGGAAGACGUGGGAGGUGCGAGUGCGUGGGAGGAGUUGAAGGGAGCCUAUCGUGCUGCGAAUCCGAAUAAGAAGCAGAAGGAAAAGAUGGAGUGGUUUGAGAAUCGUGCCUCGAACCGUGAUCCUUGGGGUCUUGGUCAUGGACUAGAAGAAUACUGGGAUGAAGAUGAGAUAAACAAAAAGUUGAGAACACGCUCGGCCUAG